AUGUCACAAGAAAAUAAUAAACAAAGCUAUAUAUUCAAGGAUUGCACGCCUCUUCUGAAGGAUAGUUUAACUAUCCAGGAUUCUUCCAGUGCAUAUAAACAAUUAGAACAAGUUACACAGUCUUUUCAUUGUCAUAAUGUCAAGAGUUCCGGUCUAUCUAAUAGGUUAAUUGCGCCAGAGUCAAUUGACAUCUUCAAAGCUAACGAUGCCUUCGAAUUCAGCUCUUACCAACCCUACAAUCAUCCAAUAGACGUCUUUUCCGACUAUGUUAGUACUAAGUCGUCGAGGAAGAGGGGCAAAUUUCAAACACAAACAUUUACCAUCACCAAUGCAUAUAAUGGUAGAACGCAGGAUGUAAUACUAAAAAAACCAGAGACAGAAAAUAAUAGCUUCAACUCUAAUGAUGUUACGAAUACGGAUGUUGAAGAUGUAGCUGAAAUGGAGAGAAAACAGUCUGAUCUAUUUAUGGGUUUGAUGACGGAUAGUUAUCAGCAAAGGAGCGUCGCAAAUUUCAACUAUGUGGAUGAAAGUUUCGAAAUCAAGACACCUGAUGAGACUGACUUCCUUUUUUCUCCUGCAUCAUCAGCAUCCUCUAAAUCUAUAGUAAGUUCCAAAUUUGUGCCAUUCGAAUCUGAAGCCUUCGUUAAAUUAGAGUCGCCAGAGCGAAAUUGGAUAAGCAAUGGUUCUUUGACGACGCAUGACAAAUUGGAUGACUUAUCAAAACAACUUCAAGCAGAGAUAAGACGCUUGAAUAGUAAGAAAAUAUCAGAAGUGAGUACAAAUAAAAUAGCGAAGAACAAAUUGAUAACUCCACCAACUACCCCAAGCCACAUGACAUUGGUAGAACAACUAAAGUCGGAUAAACCACUAUUACAAGCGAUUUCAAAUACCCAUAAGAGAGGCAGUUACAGAUGUGCACAUUGUCCUAUUAUGUUCUCUACUGUCUUCGAAUAUGCGUCCCAUUUAGAUAAGUAUGAAAUAAGAAGGGAGUUUAAAUGUCCCUUCGCAUUGUGCCCAUGGAAAAUCCUGGGACUUCCAAGAAGAUCAGACUUGAGGAGACAUUGUGCCAUUCAACAUAAGCAUGAGCUCCCUGACGACUUGAAGGAAUACUUAAACUUGAAAGAAGGAACGUAUCCCUCUAUGGAUUGUCCAAAUAAGUACUGUUCCAGAACCUUUUACCGAAAGGACGCCUAUAAUAGGCACGUUAAUGUGGUUCACGACAACUAUGAUUCUAGGUUUAAUAAACGACUACAAAAACUACUCCAAAACUGUCCCACGUUCGAAUCAGAAAACACAAAAAUAAAAUAUAUCAGGAAAAUGCUCAAUGUGAAGAAAAAGAAGAAGCAACAAGAAGUGUAA
Kazachstania africana CBS 2517 is the source of this 1359-nucleotide messenger RNA. RefSeq names its product Rme1p (gene RME1). The transcript has a single exon. The record is from RefSeq and is a predicted model, not a curated record. The coding region runs from base 1 to 1359 and encodes 452 amino acids. NCBI's taxonomy places the organism in Eukaryota, Fungi, Ascomycota, Saccharomycetes, Saccharomycetales, Saccharomycetaceae.